This is a messenger RNA of Xylaria bambusicola, 984 nucleotides long. RefSeq lists its product as uncharacterized. Lineage: Eukaryota; Fungi; Ascomycota; Sordariomycetes; Xylariales; Xylariaceae. The transcript is spliced from 2 exons. The record is from RefSeq and is a predicted model, not a curated record. The coding region runs from base 119 to 808 and encodes 229 amino acids.
CUUAAAUAUAGAAAAAUGAGAAAUCUUACAAAUACAAAUACAGCUGUAGCUGCUUGGUUGGCUCGAAUUCGAGCUCUUACUUUAGUCGUCUACUUCUUAAGCUACACUUUGUCCUAACAUGCAUGUACCUUAUGUCGAACAACCUCACCGGCCGCCUCCCGGCUUCCGGGUGAGAAAUGCUGAGCUGAGCGAUGUAGAAAGCAUUACCAAUAUCUGGUAUGCCUCGUUUUACCCAACUCACAAAUUCUUCGACUACGCAACACCCAAUGACGCGGCGACCCGCCAAUGGUUCAAUGAGCUCUGGAAAAUGGGGAUUGAGGCCGGACCAGGCGUAAUGAGGACAUUCGUCGUAGAAGCCUUGUCACAGGGGAACAAGAUCGUGGCGUUUUCGAGAUGGCAUGUCCCGCAGGCAGACGGAAACCAAGAUAUCCCCAUGCCGCCGAUCCCAGAACAUUGGGACGCGGAAAUUACAGAUGCAUUGUGGGGCGGUAUGGCUAGGAGCCGGGAGCGCGUAAUGGAGAAAAGGCCUCAUUGGAUGGGGGAAUUCAUAGCGGUUGACCAGGCCUACCAAAAUACGCGCUUGGCAUUCACCUUGUUCGAUUGGGGGUGUCGACAAGCUGACGAGGGGCGCCUGGAGAUGUAUGGUGAUGCUAGUAUGAAGGGGUUACCGGUCUGGAGGCACUAUGGGUGCGAGGAGCGGGGAAUUAUCCGUAUUCCAGCUCGUCUGGGUUGUUUCGAGACCUAUGAAGUGGUCGCCCUCGUGAGAGCACCGAAGACUAAAGGAGUUCGAGAUAAGGCGAAGCUAUAAGGACUGGAGGUGUUGUAGCCAGCGUAAGUAACUUUUGGUGGCCCUCAAUUGAUGGCUUUCAUGCGAAUAUGGAUGGAGAAUAAUAAUUUUCUCUCUGGCCAAAAGUGGUAUUGUCCAGUCAUCGAUAUCCAAGGUCGACGAGCUACAGUUGCAGUAACUUAAAACCGUCACAUUAG